This is a messenger RNA of Daphnia magna, 1732 nucleotides long. Its product is annotated as cathepsin L-like proteinase. Gene Ontology annotation, molecular function: cysteine-type endopeptidase activity. NCBI's taxonomy places the organism in Eukaryota, Metazoa, Arthropoda, Branchiopoda, Diplostraca, Daphniidae. The record is from RefSeq and is a predicted model, not a curated record. Gene Ontology annotation, cellular component: lysosome. The coding region runs from base 275 to 1351 and encodes 358 amino acids. Gene Ontology annotation, biological process: immune response. The transcript has 9 exons.
AUGACACGUCCGUUCCUUUCUUUUUCAAAAUGAUACGUCAUCCUUUUUUAUUGCAGGACUUGCUGCAGGUGACUACAUCGAAUGACGGUCAUCCAUUUCCAAGAAGUGUUUCUCGAAUGCUGCAAAACUUGUCGGUUAGCGACCUGAGCAAUCGUGAAAAGAGAAAAAAAAAAAACGCGUCUUCGUUUAUUGCCGACGAGUUUUCUUGAAACUUUUGCAGCAAAGAGCGUCAUUCGCUGUCCAGCUCUGCUGCAAGGUAGCAUCAACAGCCGCCAUGAAGUUGGUAACAGUUUAUCUUCUAUCGCUCUUCGCUUUCUUCGUUAUCAUCUCUGCAUCUCCGGACGAUACGGACGACGAAGAAAUGGUCAGAUUCAAAGAAUUCAAGAGACGGAACAAGAAAAGGUACAACGGCCCGUUGGAGAGAGUCCAUUUCAAACGCUGGAAGAAGAGGAGGGCUGCCAUCCGGCGGCAUAACAAUGGCACCACAUCCGGUCGGAGAAGCUCAUUCCGUAUGGCUGACAAUCUAUUCGCAGACCAAAGCGAAGAGGAAUGGGAGACGUACCUUUUAGGAGUCACCAUACCGGAAGAAUUCAUCGCCAAUCAAGAGGAAGUGAGUGAGCAAGUUGAAACGACGACCGUUGACACUGAGAUCGGUGGCAAUCUGGUGGCCGAGAUAAUCGAGGCGGACGACCGUCAAACUGCCCCUUCGCUCGACUUGCGCAAAAAUCCGUGCAUGCCGCCCGUCAAAUUCCAGUCUCCGUGCGGCGGAUGUUGGGCUUUCAUCGCCACUACGGCCGUCGAAUAUCAGACAUGCACGAGCAGAACAAACAGAACUGCUUUAACACUGAGUGAACAACAGCUGAUCGACUGCAGCGGAAGCUACGGCACCAAAGGAUGUAACGGUGGCUUUUACUCGCAGGCGUGGGACUAUAUCAUGGCCAUAGGUGGACUUGCAACGAAUGUCACUUAUCCUUACAGAGCAGCGGCUGGCACAUGCCAGUUUACUAAAGGAAUCACACCAACGGCAGGAAGGGUGUCCAGGUAUGCGUACCUGGCCAAAAACGAAACGACCAUAUUGAAUGCAUUGCGAAGAGGUCCAGUCGCAGUGUCCAUCGUAGCCAAUACGAAAUUCAUCCUUAAUAGUUCAGGAAUUUUUGACGACGAGACGUGCAAGAGUGGAACACUCAAUCAUGGCGCCGUCCUAGUCGGUUACGGAAGAGCGAACGGAACAGAUUACUGGAUAGUCCGCAAUUCGUGGGGAACAUCUUGGGGUCAAAACGGCUACAUAUUCAUGAAACGUAACGUCAAUAUGUGUCGAUUAGCCGAAUACGCUUUCCUUGCCACCGUCUAAUUAACGCGCAUCCCGCACCCGUUGAUGCCAUCGUGAUGUGCCACUUUGUUUUCCCGGGGUUUCGCCCUUCUGCGAUAUAUACCGAACUGCUUUUGUGGGGCUGGCCCAAGUGACUGUAGGUCGAAUAUUCAAUUGUUCCACGACCGUGUUUCUGUUUUUCUAAUUGUUGUUUCGAUUGUCUUUUAUUUGUGAACGAAACUGCCAUUGUUCUUUUCUCACCUGAUCGUAAUGCAGCACAAUAAGGCAUAAACGUGACUUUCUAAUGUUCCCUAUAACCUGUCAGCCUUGGUGGUUACCGUUGGCUUUUGUAACGUGUAGUGGUUAGCAACAAUUUUUCGAGGGGGUCAAUAAACACACGACUUUGGUGUGCGACACGGUUCA